Dunckerocampus dactyliophorus (ringed pipefish) is the source of this 2537-nucleotide messenger RNA. It is a transcript of the gene ezrb, whose product is annotated as ezrin b. The transcript is spliced from 13 exons. The coding region runs from base 74 to 1822 and encodes 582 amino acids. Gene Ontology annotation, biological process: regulation of cell shape; regulation of organelle assembly; positive regulation of early endosome to late endosome transport. Gene Ontology annotation, molecular function: actin binding; cell adhesion molecule binding. The record is from RefSeq and is a predicted model, not a curated record. Gene Ontology annotation, cellular component: filopodium; adherens junction; microvillus. Lineage: Eukaryota; Metazoa; Chordata; Actinopteri; Syngnathiformes; Syngnathidae.
GAAGGUACUGCCAGACACCGGGUUUGAUUAAUUUCCAUCUUCUUUUCACUUUAUUAUCGCAAAAGGAGACAAAAUGCCGAAAGCGGUCAACAUAAAUGUCAACAGCAUGGACUCUGAGCUGGAGUUUGCUGUCCAGCCCAACGCCACCGGCAAAAUUGUGUUUGACCAGGUGGUGAAAACACUUGGCAUACGUGAAAUCUGGUACUUUGGACUUCAGUACAUGGAUGGAAAAGGUUAUCUAACGUGGCUCAAACUGGACAAAAAGGUGUCACAACAGGAUGUGAAGAAGGAUAACCCGCUGCACUUUAAGUUUCGGGCCAAGUACUUUCCCGAGGAAGUGGCUGAGGAGCUCAUCCAGGAACCCACGCAGAAGCUUUUCUUCAUGCAGGUGAAAGAGAGCAUCCUGACCGACCAAGUUUACUGUCCACCCGAAACGGCAGUGCUGCUCGCCUCCUACUCUGUCCAAGCCAAGUAUGGAGACUACAACAAAGAGACUCAUCGGCCGGGAUACCUCGCUUCCGAACGGCUGCUUCCACGCAGAGUCUUGGAUCAGCACAAGUUAUCAGAAGAGCAGUGGGAGGAGAGGAUUCAGGUGUGGCAUGAGGAGCACCGCGGGAUGCUCAAGGAGGAUGCCAUGAUGGAGUACCUGAAGAUCGCUCAGGACCUGGAAAUGUAUGGUGUCAACUACUUUGACAUCAAGAAUAAGAAGGGAACACUGCUGUGGCUGGGAGUGGAUGCAUUGGGACUCAAUAUUUAUGAGAAGGAAGACAGAUUGACCCCAAAGAUCGGCUUCCCCUGGAGUGAAAUCAAAAACAUCUCCUUCAAUGACAAAAAGUUCACCAUCAAGCCCAUCGACAAACGAUCACCAGACUUUGUGUUCUAUUCGCCAAGACUGCGCAUAAACAAGCGCAUCCUUCAGCUGUGCAUGGGCAACCACGAGCUGUACAUGGGCCGACGUAAGCCGGACUCCAUUGAGGUACAGCAGAUGAAGAAUCAGGCCAGAGAAGAGAAGCUACAGAAACAGAUGGAGAGGGCCCAGCUGGAGAGCGAGAAGAAGAAGAGGGAGGCCAUAGAGAGGGAGAAGGAGCUGAUGGAGCGGGAGAAGAAGGACAUGAUGAUGAGGCUCUACCAGUUUGAGGAGAAGACCAAGAAGGCAGAGAAGGAUCUGCAGGAACAGACGCGGAGAGCCAUGUUGCUGGAUCAGGAGCGUUUAAAAGCCGAGGAGGAGGCCGCUCGCCUGGAGACUGAGCGUCAGGCUGCCUUGCUGGCUAAAGAAGCGCUGGCUCGCCAUGCCGAGACCCAGAAGAAGAGUCAAGAGCAGCUGGCUGCAGAGCUGAGGGAGCACACGACCAGGAUCACUCUCCUGGAGGAGGCCAAGAAAAUGAAGGAGAGCGAGGUGGACAAAUGGCAGCUGAGGGCCAAAGAGGCCCAGAAUGAUCUGAUGAAGACCAAGGAAGAACUCAACAUGGUGAUGAUGACGACACCACCUCCGCCUCCACCUCCUCCCAUGUACGACCACUUGGACGACAACAGCGACGAGGAGAACAACAGCAUGCACAGCGCCGACCUGCGUAUCGACGGCUUCCACGACCACCGCAAGGAGGAGGAUCGCCUGACGGAGGUCCAGAAGAACGAACGUGUCCAGAAGCAGCUGAAGGCGCUGACCGACGAGCUGGCCCACGCACGCGAUGAGACCAAGAACACCCAGAACGACCUCCUCCACUCUGAGAACGUGCGGGCCGGCCGGGACAAAUACAAAACCUUGCGACAAAUCCGGCAGGGCAACACCAAGCAGAGGAUCGACGAGUUUGAGGCCUUAUAAGGAAGGUACCUAGGACCCCCGCCCAUCCCCGCCGUAGCCUUGUAAUUUAAGCCCUUUCUGAUUGGUCAGUCGCUUGUGGCUUGUUGUAAAAAGCUUGUGCCAAACUGCUUUUGUCUUCUUUGUGUAAUUGAAUCAGUUAGCUGGAUAGACAUGAUGCACGUUCACAAAAUAAAAGCGACCACUCAGAAAGGGCAGCCUAAUGAAUGUUUUUGUGUUUCGUACGGCUCUACAGUAAAUUCACACCUAAUUUUAAUAUUUAUAAAGUAUACGGGACAUUAAAAAAAAGGGUAUUUCAUCUUGGUUUGUAUGUUUGUAUAUUUUUUGCAAUCAAAACGAUGAAAACGCCCUGCGACCCUAGUGAGGAUUAAGCGGCAUCAAAAAUUUAUGAACGAACGAAUGAUGACAAUGAUAAAAGUUUUAUAUAUACAGUGGAUCCACGAUUCAGCAUUCAUGGCCCUGCAAGUUUGUGGAAUUUUGCAGAAAAAAAAAAGAAUUUUGUUUCCCACAGAAAACACAUCUCAUUCACAUUAAGUGGGUGGUGUGUGUGUGUAUGUGUGUAUAGCGGGGAUCGGGGAUCUACUGCAUAUAUCUAUACUGUAUACACAUAUAUAUAUAUAUAUAUAUAUAUAUAUAUAUGUAUAUAUAUGUUCUCUGCUUUUAAUUUUAUUGAACUGUAAAAGACUGUGCUGUUGUUUUUGAAAAUGUUAACAUAAUA